AUGAGUCCCCACCCUGACGCCACAUACGCGCCAGUAAAGGCUGAAAUCCUCCGCCGCAACACGCGGUCGGAGGAAAGUCAAUUUAAUGAACUAAUGGCCGACAAACAGUUGGGGGACAGGACUCCAUCCCAGUUCCAGCACCACCUAAGGGAGCUAAGCGGGAACGCAGCAGACGCGCCACUCUUACGGAAGAUAUUCUUCUCCAGGUUGCCUGCCCACGUGCAGACAAUGUUGGCCACGGCACUGGAGUCUGUGCCAGUAGACCAGAUUGCCACGAUGGCCGACAAAAUAUUAGAAUUUUCGGGACCAUCUCCAUCGCGGGGCCUGUACGCAUGUACAGAACCCCCUCCGACACCUCCGACGAAAAAUUCAUUAGCCGAGAAGAUCGAUGCGCUUACGCAGCGAAUCGAUGAUCUGUGCCGUGCGAUCGGGCGCCGACCUCGCAGUCGUAGUCACAGUGGAUCUGUUUCCCGUAGUCGGAGUGACUCUGUUUCUCGUUCCGGCUGGUGCUGGUACCAUUCAAAGUAUGCCGAAAAGGCAGAAAGGUGUACUCAGCCGUGCACUUUCCAGCCCUCGGGAAACUAA
Octopus sinensis (East Asian common octopus) is the source of this 585-nucleotide messenger RNA. RefSeq lists its product as uncharacterized. The record is from RefSeq and is a predicted model, not a curated record. Bases 1 to 585 code for a protein of 194 amino acids. The transcript has a single exon. Lineage: Eukaryota; Metazoa; Mollusca; Cephalopoda; Octopoda; Octopodidae.